Messenger RNA from Myxocyprinus asiaticus (Chinese sucker), 2402 nucleotides. Its product is annotated as leucine-rich repeat-containing protein 15-like. Gene Ontology annotation, molecular function: protein binding. The record is from RefSeq and is a predicted model, not a curated record. Lineage: Eukaryota; Metazoa; Chordata; Actinopteri; Cypriniformes; Catostomidae. The coding region runs from base 56 to 2194 and encodes 712 amino acids. The transcript is spliced from 2 exons. Gene Ontology annotation, cellular component: plasma membrane.
CAUUUUUCAAGUUCUGUUGUUGUGAUAUUAUAAUCCUGGGAUAUUUGAUUUCAAAAUGAUUUGUACAGUAUUUUUUGUGUUGCAUGUGGUUCUCAGCUCUUUUUGCUGGUCUUGUGGAUCACAUAAUUUUAUAAUAUUUUGGCCUCUGACAAUGGUUUUGGCUCCCAUCACAGUGGUUGAUGCUUGUCCUAAUCCCUGCAAAUGUGAAGAGACUGCUACUAUUAUCUGUUCGGAAAGAAAACUUCUGGAGAUCCCUCAUCUCCCUGAGGGUACCAAGAUAUUGUAUGCUACACAUAAUUUUAUCCAGGCUCUCCCUAGAGAAGGUUUGGAAGAAUUGACACUUCUCGAUCUCACCAAGAAUCACUUAAAUUUGUCACUGACUUCUGAAACCAUUUGGCAGAACAUGAGUAAUCUUACCAAGCUAUUUCUGAGUGGAAAUGAUCUUCAUACAUUAACGCCAGGACAAUUUCAUGGACUAGUAAAUCUUCAAGUGUUAGACCUCAGUAACAACUACAUUAAGACUUUUCCUCGGAAGCUUCUUUAUGGUCUGAACAGCCUUCAAACCCUUAAUAUGAAUUUUAACCAAAUAUUCCGUUUAUCCUGUGGAGUCCUGGAUGGAGCUCCUGCUCUUAUGGACCUCCAACUAAAGAGUAAUAAUAUUGAAAUGAUAGAGUUAGAUGUAUUUGAAAACAGCACCAACCUAGCUAAAGUCUAUCUCUCUAAAAAUAAUUUGAAACAUGUAGGCUAUGGGAGUUUCAGGGGUGCCAAUGCGCUGGAACAAUUUGAUCUUAGUCGAAAUGGGCUCACUGGCAUACCUAUUGGUGUCCUACAGGACACCCCAAACCUCACUAGCCUCCAGCUUCAGAAAAAUAAUAUAACUUAUGUUCCUGAUUAUGUUUUCUCUGAGAUUCCUGCGUUGAAGCAUUUGGACUUGAGUCAUAAUGCUCUUGUUUCUUUGACUGACGGUUCCCUAAGAGGACUUUCCCAGCUAGGUGCAUUGGAUUUGAGUUUCAAUCAGUUGCAGUCCCUAACUUCACAAGUGUUUCAAGACUUGGGGAAACUCGAGAACCUUAACUUGUAUCACAAUCAUCUGAUGUCACUUCCGAAUGGUGUGUUCAACAGUUUAAGUAGGAUAACAGAUCUCCAGUUGGAUAGCAAUAAUAUCUCUGCAAUCCCACCAGACCUAUUUCAUCCACUUUCAGUAUUAUGUGAUCUACAUUUGGAUAACAAUCACAUUUCUGAGCUCGACUCGGACACAUUUAUGAAGUUGGGAAAACUUAAGUAUCUUGACCUCAGCAACAAUAACCUUGUGAGGAUUCCAAUGCACCUCUUCCAAAAGACACAUAAUUUGAGGGAUCUAAAUCUGGAGAAAAAUAAUAUCAACUUGAUUUUCAAAUCAUCCUUUGGAGGACUGGGAAGACUGCGCACUCUGAGGCUCAGCAACAACCACCUGUCAAGUCUCCAACCAGAGCUACUGACAACUCUAAAUAGUUUAAGGGAGUUAUGGCUUAGUGAAAAUCAGAUAAAAACCAUCCCAAAUGGCUUUUUUAUUCAACUUAAAAACUUGAGGAUUCUCGAUUUGUCCAACAAUAACCUGCAUUCCGUGUCCUCUGAUAUCUUCAAAGAUAUGUUCACAUUGAAAAAGCUAGAUCUGAGCUUCAAUAAACUUGACAAGCUUCCGGAUGACUUCUUCACAGCCUUGAGAAAUCUUCAAAGGCUCCACCUGCAAAACAACCGGCUCACACAAUUACCCACCAAAGUGUUUUCUGUUCUAACCAAUUUGAAAGAGCUCCAUUUGGACAAUAACCUGCUCCUUCACUUUGAUCCUGCACAAUUUGAAGGCUUAGUGAAUUUAAGAGAACUCAAUAUUAAAAAUAAUCAACUGCGCUCAAUAGAAAAUGGGACACUGAUGCCUUUAAAAACCCUAAAACACAUUGAUCUUGAUGGGAAUCCGUGGGAUUGCUCUUGUAAGUCCAUUCUGUAUAUAAGUCAGUGGUUCAACAACAAUGCUAGGUUGGUAAAAACUAGACCCUUGUGCAGCUCUGGUGGAGGUAGAGAUCUUUCCUAUCCAGCUAAAUUUCCAUUAUCAUUAUCUGAGCAUUGCACAAGUUCUGCCUGUUUUUCUAUACACAUGCAUAAAGUGGAACUACUAACAAUUCUCAUCGCUUUCUCCCUGUCUUUUAAUUUCUUAUGAAAACUUCACCAUUUGGAUUGCUGUGCAAUGCUAGCAUGCCAGCCUCAUGCGUGGUUAAAGUGUCAAGAAAAAAAAAAAAACAGCCACUGCUUGUGUGUGAAUUAGGUAUGCAUUCGCAUUUGUACAUACAUAGAACGCCAAUGCUUGCAUCAGAGAAAACAUUUACAAGGCAAUGUUCCAUAAAACACUGAAAAUAUGAUGUACAGUA